Molecule: messenger RNA, 2109 nt
Organism: Pyricularia pennisetigena
Lineage: Eukaryota; Fungi; Ascomycota; Sordariomycetes; Magnaporthales; Pyriculariaceae
Exons: 2
Coding region: 1-2109 (702 amino acids)
Biological process (GO): positive regulation of gene expression
Source: RefSeq, a predicted model, not a curated record
AUGACAUCAACCACUUUAAACCCUCCUCCACCCGGGCUCCACGACGCAAACGAUAUAGCUCCGAGGACCGCGCUUCUCCAGUCGCAAGCUGCCCCAAAACCCCAUGAAGCACCCUCGGGCCACAGCGAAGAGAACCAAAAGAGUGCCGACAAGGAGAGCGCCGCCGCGCCGGAACCGCAAAAUGCAGGGCGACCCUCACAUACCGCCUCGGAUCUGAAGCACAAGUUUGACGAUAAGAAGAAGAGCUUGGUCGAGAAGAACAACCCCCCGGGCGGCUUUGACAAGACACCCCUUCCCGACUUCCCCCCUGGCUUCACCAUCAAGAUUACCUUUCACAGGGCCUGGAAUCUCCCCAUCGCUGACAUCCCGACCGCCGCCGCCGACCCCUUUGUGCACGCGACCCUGACCGCCGACGUCCCGAAGCGUCACAAGGAAGAUCCGAACUUGAGGCAUCGCACUCGCACAGAGCGCAGAACGCUCGAGCCGGCGUGGGAGGAAGAAUGGGUCGUCGCCAACAUUCCCAGGACGGGCUUCCGUCUCAAGUGCCGCCUAUACGAUGAGGAUUACCCGGACUCGGACGACAGGCUGGGUAACGUCACGUACGUUUCGCCCAUGAUCGAUGAGAACUGGCAGGGGUUGAAGCGGCACACUUUUGAGGUCAAGAAACGAUCAGGGAGCAAGCGGGCGUACUUUAUCAAGGCGGCCGAGUCCUUGUUCAACCGGGAUUCUCACAUGACACCUUUCCUGGAGUUGAGCAUUGAACUUCUGGGUCACUCUUCCGCACCAGGGGCCCAGAUGUACACCGUCUCACCAACCAAGUAUAUCCAGCACUUCAGUCCCAUGAUUGGGCGCCUGACGGGCGUCAAGGUCAAUCGUGAAGAAAGCGAUGAACCCAAGUCGCCGAAUCGCCCAGAAUCGGAGAGCAAGAAGGCGCAACGCUACGACUUCCAAGCCACCGAGAUGCAACUGGAGGGCCCUGUUCCACCAGAGAUGUACCACAGGUAUGUCGAGUUCAAGCGCUUCGUGGGACCAAUGUUCUCGUCGGCAGGUCUACGAGGGCGUGUCCUCAACAAAGUGCUGCACGACCAGCACCGCCGUGUAUACAACUACGACUCGACCACAAAAUACGGUAAUUUUGCGCCAUGUUCAAACGAGGCUUCUCUCCAGUUCCUCCAGCUGGCACAUUUUGACGAAGGCGGCCGAGUCUUCACGUACGUCCUCACGCUAGAUGGAUUGUUGCGCUUCACCGAGACGGGCAAAGAGUUUGGUAUCGACAUGCUGUCCAAGCACACCAUGCACUCUGACGUAGAGACAUAUAUUGCCUGUUCAGGAGAGUUUUUCAUCCGUAGAAAGAAGCACAAAUCCGAUCUCUUCCACUCACAUAGACGGUCACACUCCAAGUCUCAGAACGGUGAUGAGAUGAAAAAGGAGGUUAGUGAUGAUCAGAAAUCCCAGGAACAACGGCGAGCCGAGGAACUAGAACGGAGGCACCUGGGUGGCGAGGAAGAACCUGUCAAGAACUGGGAGAUCCCUGGUAGGGAAGUGUCUUCGAGCGCCGAGGAGGGUGGGGACAAAAAGGAAAAGGGUGACGAAAAGGAGAAAAAGAACAAAGAUGAAACCGAGGAAAAGAAGCCAAAGAGGUCGAGCGAGAGCAAUUCACCGCCUCGCGAUCCUCGCAAAUAUGAGCUCAUCAUUGAUAACGACUCUGGCACCUACCGCCCUGACAAGUCGAUACUCCCACUGCUGCACCAGUUUCUCGAGCGCAACUUCCCUGACCUCGAAAUCCGCGCGAUGCACUGCGACGACGACGAGCUCAAGAAGCUCAAGGCGGAUCAGCACGAGGCCAAGAAGAAGACGGGUCCGCGCGUGCACAUGGUGUUGAACCGAAGCCCAAGCUCGUCGAGCAUCAGCUCGUCGGACGAGAGUGACCUUUCUAGCCUGGACCAAAGCCUUCAAAGCGAAAGCGCAAAGAAGAGCAAGCGGGAGAGGGCCUGGGAUGCGCUCAACGAUCCCAAGAGCGGGUUGCAGGAGCUCAAGGGGAGCCUCGCCCGGCAUCCCAAGGAUGUUGUUCCUAGGGAGGUUGGCAAGGCGGAAGAGGUGAAGGUGUGA